AUGAUAUUGGAGUGUGUGGAAGAAGAUUUUGGUAAAGAUGUGAUGAGUGAUAUGGAAUGUGCGAUUUAUGAGCAUCAUGAGUGCAAAGGAACAGGUUUGUUUGAGCUUUCGUGCCUAAUGGAUGCAUGCGAUGAUGACGAGAUAUGCAGAGUUUAUAUGCGAUGCAUGAAUAAUAUUAAAAGGCCAAUCAGUCCAGAUAUGUGUAUUGACCCAAGACACUUCUAUGAAGGAAAGAGCGAGACAUGUGCAAAUGAGAAUAAGAUACGUAAUGAACAACAUGAGAUGAACGAUAUGAAUGGUAUAAAGAUCGAUGUACGAAUAAAACCAUCAUUUUCUUAUGCACAAAUAAUAACACAGGCAAUAUUAACUAGUGAACAUGGUAAGCUUACGCUGAAUGAGAUAUAUCAAUGGAUUGAGAAUUCUUUUGAGUAUUACAAGUAUGCAAAUCCUGUGUGGAAAAACUCGAUCAGGCACAAUUUGUCACUGAACAAAUGCUUCAAGAAGGUUCCUAGAGAUCCUGGUGCACGAGGAAAAGGAGGUAGAUGGGCACUUAACCAGGAAGUUCUCACAAAUGAAGACACAAUCAAGAAGAAAAAGAUGUCUAAAUGCGAUGAUGUGAUUGACAAUACGAGUCAUACAUUGUGUAAAGAUUACAGCGAUCCUGAAUAUGGCUUUUCAGAUGAGCAGGAUGAUGAAGCCAAUCAUGUUUUUGAAAGAAUGACGCCUGAGGAUUUGAUGAGGCAAAUGAAUAAAUUGAUUGCGCCUAGUAUUGGCUCAGGCAAAAGUGUAAAAUAA
This is a messenger RNA of Ordospora colligata OC4, 795 nucleotides long. RefSeq names its product putative transcription factor. Lineage: Eukaryota; Fungi; Microsporidia; Ordosporidae. Gene Ontology annotation, molecular function: RNA polymerase II cis-regulatory region sequence-specific DNA binding; DNA-binding transcription factor activity, RNA polymerase II-specific. The record is from RefSeq and is a predicted model, not a curated record. The transcript has a single exon. The coding region runs from base 1 to 795 and encodes 264 amino acids. Gene Ontology annotation, biological process: regulation of transcription by RNA polymerase II.